This is a messenger RNA of Cladophialophora carrionii CBS 160.54, 1530 nucleotides long. RefSeq lists its product as uncharacterized. NCBI's taxonomy places the organism in Eukaryota, Fungi, Ascomycota, Eurotiomycetes, Chaetothyriales, Herpotrichiellaceae. Gene Ontology annotation, molecular function: transcription coregulator activity; RNA polymerase binding. The coding region runs from base 1 to 1530 and encodes 509 amino acids. The transcript has a single exon. Gene Ontology annotation, cellular component: nucleus. The record is from RefSeq and is a predicted model, not a curated record.
AUGCUCAAGUCAACGUAUCGGCCUGCAGCGCCCACGCCAACAGCCUCCCCUCUCCCACCAGGCUGGACAGAACACAAAGCACCCACGGGACACACAUACUACUACAAUGCCUCGACCGGGCAGUCGACGUACACACGCCCAGCAGCGCCUUCAGACCAGCCACUGCAGAUCGACUAUGGCGCCACCGAACCCGACCAAGUCAUGCGCGCCUCGAUGCAAGCCAUGGACGAGUUCAAUAGGAACAAGGACAAGAACAACACCACCCACCCCCAGUCCGGGCACUUCACCGGCGGACAAAGCUACCAAGAUCGCUCGCGCAGGCGAGGCAACCAAGGCGAUCGACCGAAAUCGAAGGCGCCGAUCCCUAACUGUGCGCCGUGGGUCCUCGUGCAGACCAAGCUGGGGAGACGGUUCGUGCACAACACCGAGACGAAACAGAGUUUGUGGAAGUUCCCGCAGGACGUCAUGAUGGCCGUGAUCGAGAUGGACAGGAUGGAGUGGGAGGCGAAGAAGAAAGAAGCAGAGACCGAGAAAGACGGGACUCCCACCAAGGAGGAGCCGGCGCGAGAGAAGCCACAUCCGGCGGGUGAUCACGCGAGGACACCUGGGCCAAGGGCACCCACCCAGCCGCCAGGAGCGCACAGCUUUGACCACGACAGCGACUCGUACGAGGAAGUCGAAGUCACAGAUGAUGAGGGCGAGGGCGAAGACGAAGGCGCAGACGAACAUGGAGAGGGAGAUGAGCCAUCCAAACGACGCCGACUUUCUCAUUCGGCACACCCGUCCCCUCCCCCUGGGCCCCUAGAAUUCAACGAAGACGACAUAGCCUGGCAACUCGCCCAAAUGGAAGCCGAAGACGACGGUGAGGCGGCCUACGAACACGCAGACGGUCAAGACGCGGAUCCUGCCGAAGAGGACGAGGAAGGCCUGCCCCUGACCGAGGAAGAUACAGUCGCGCUCUUCCGCUCGCUGCUCGACGACUCGGGCAUCUCUCCGUACGCGACAUUCGAGAAACUCAUCGAGGACGUCCACGUGGUGGAAGAUCCCCGGUACGUGUCCCUCCCCACGACCUCCGCCCGCAAGGAAGCAUUCUCGCAGUGGUCGAAAGAUCGCAUCGCGCAGAUCCAAGCCCUCAAGAGGGCCCAAGAAUCCGAACGCUCCGCCAGCAGGCGCGAUCCCCGGGUCGAGUACCUGCGCUUUCUGCACAAGAACGCCACUCCGAAACUGUACUGGCCGGAGUUCAAGCGCAAGUUCAGACGCGCGCCGGAAAUGGGCGAUCGGAACCUGCAGGACAAGGAGCGCGAAAGGACAUUCCGGGACCUGGUGGCCAAACUCAAGCUGUCCGAGUCGGAGAGGAGGAAGGAACUGGUGGGCUUGUUGAAGGACACGGCGCAGAAAGACAAGGACGCUUUUAAAAGGGCCAUGGAGGUGGACGAAUUACCAGACGCCAUUCUCAGGGAUGUAAAGUUCUAUACGCUUGAGCAGGGACGACGAGAUGAGCUUGUACGGACGUUUCUAGAGACAAUGUGA